Podospora bellae-mahoneyi is the source of this 502-nucleotide messenger RNA. RefSeq lists its product as uncharacterized. Lineage: Eukaryota; Fungi; Ascomycota; Sordariomycetes; Sordariales; Podosporaceae. The transcript has 2 exons. Bases 1 to 285 code for a protein of 94 amino acids. The record is from RefSeq and is a predicted model, not a curated record.
AUGGUCAUGUUCACUGUGCCGUACGGGGAGCCCAGCAACUGGGUCCGUCGAGGUUAUGCUUCUGAAACAACGACCGCACAACCAGCAAUGUUCACCAUUGAGCGCGGCAAAAGUUCAGGGGCCAUCGAAGCCCCCAAGCGAAGCGGCGCACUCGAGCCUACGAAACGGAGCGGAGCUCUUGAACCCCUCAAGGGAAGUGGCGCCCUUGAGCCUCCCAAGAAGAGCGGAUACGGAGACGGCAAGAAGGUCGAUGAGGGCAUUGAGCGACCCCCCGAGAAGACUUGAGCCUGGCAGAGACUCCAUCAUGGACCUUCCGGAUAGUAAGACCUGGACGUGUUGUAUUGGCAUGUUCCUAGUGCCGAGGUGUUUCCAAAUGCUCAUACCUCGCUGCUGCAGAGGCAAAGGCAAAACGGGCAACACUGUUUUCGAUGACCACUUCUGCUUUUAAUUGAGCUUAUCCUUCAUAAAGAGUACUGUCAACUUUGUUGCUGAGAGGUGAUCG